Molecule: messenger RNA, 881 nt
Organism: Suillus fuscotomentosus
Lineage: Eukaryota; Fungi; Basidiomycota; Agaricomycetes; Boletales; Suillaceae
Exons: 4
Coding region: 120-671 (183 amino acids)
Source: RefSeq, a predicted model, not a curated record
CCAAGAAAGCGCCGAUAUUCGUGUGGUUAUUUCCGCUAAGGAAGCUGCUGUUAACACCAGCAGCGAAAUAACCUCAGCCAAGCACACCAUGGGGGGUGUAGGAUUCGAGCCAAUCACUAAUGAUAGCACCGUCGACGAAGACCAAGGAAUCUUUAAGCGCAACGUUUCAUCAAACUGCUGGCGUGUUUGAUGGCCUAUCGUCGUCAGAGGUCCUGAAGAAGGAAUCGCAAGGUUCUCAAACGAGCUUUCCGUAUUAUGAUUCGCCAUUCUCGACCUACCCUCUACUUCUAUCCCAAUUACGUACAACGCCUCUUGAUGCCGAUUCUUGUCAAGAUCCUCGGCGAACUGCCACUCAUUCAUCCAGAUCGUCAUCGCAAGCCAGUGCGAGCCAUGCACCUAAUUUAUCAUCACCCUCAUCACGCACUUCGCUUAUCUACUGUGCACCAUCAUUAUCUCAUUCAUGUUCGACUGUUUUUGUUCCAGAUCUCAAGCCAUUGAAGCUUGCAAGCUUGCAGCGCGCCCUUGGACAAUUCAGUGCUAGCGACUCGGGUGUUCGGGUAUGUCAGUACGAAGUUCCUGGUGGGGGUGUUUGUCGUGACAAAGACUGUAACGAUUUGCACCUGAGCCGACUGGUGAGCGAGCCGAGUGGUACGUAUGCUUUAUGUAUUUAGUUUUGGACUGACUGAUGGAUUGUUCGUUGUGGAUACGUCUUGUAUUUACUCAUUACACUAGAUGCAGACGUAGCGGCGUACGUGCACGGGAUAUUGCCGCAACCUUGGCGUAGUCGGUGCGACGUACGAGCUAUCGAAAUUGCCCUUGAACGGGUCCGGCUCGGUAGCAAGGCCAGAAAUAUUGACGAGUGCGUCAGAAGCGCACUAUCA